AUGGUCAACCAACUCACCUACUCUUCAUUUAUCUCCAUGCCAACCCCAUCUCCUCCAGCACCCACUCCAUCCAACUUGCCCCCACUAUCAACAGUCACACAACCAUCCACUCCAACCAAAGAAAAUCAAAGUAGUCUUGCAUCAUCUGCUUCAUCCUUUUUACCAUUUGGUUCAUCAAAUACACCUUCCACUACUGGAGGAGUAGUACCACCUCUCUCUAAAAAGCAAUCAAUUGUUUCAUUCUUUGGUGGAUUUACAGGACUUGCACAAAAAGUUUCGGGUGGUGGUAGCAGCAAUACAAACAGUCCAGCUGUAGUACAACAGUCUAGUACCGCUGGAAACACACCAGCAUCGGUUGGAACACCAACUCCAGGUGCACAAUCAACUCCAUUGUCUGCAUCAACUCCAAUGUCAACCUCUAAUACAAACUCUGCAUCUGGACCAUUGUCACCAUCGAUUCUAACUACACCACCACUUUUCAAUGCACUCAAACAAACUCAAUCAAAUGCAUUCUCAUCAGCACCAUCCUCUAGUAGCCAACAACCAACCACCACUAUUUCAACACCACUCAUCCCAACAGUAUCCAGUCAAUUGUCAUUACAACAGAGUAUGCAAAUGAAUCAGGCAACGACCACAUCCACAUCAUCUUCUAUGCAAAUAUUCGAUCAAUCAAUCAUGACAAUGAGUAGUGGCAGUCAAGGAGGUAUUACUCCACCAUCAACAAACCAAUCCACAAACCAUUUGUCAUCCAACUUUACAUCUUCAACCAUUCAACUAAGUAGUGCAAACAUUGGAAAUAACAAUAACAAUAAUACUAUUAGUAUCUCUGGCAACAGAUGUCUGCCAACGUAUUAUGAUGUAUUGAUGGAUGCUCCAAUCUAUCGAAAUGGAGAAUUGGAUAAACUAGAUCAAAGCGAGAAAAAGAAACCAGAUGCUGUAUUGGUUGAUCGGUUGAUAUCAAAGAAUAUACUCAUUGGAAGAAGUGUGAGAGCUGUCAGCUUGCUCUUGGACAUUACACCUGACCACCCCGAAUUUAUGGCACGUGCCAUGAAGGCUGGUGUUGUAGCAGCCAGCAUAUCACAAGAUUUCUACCAAAACACGAUGAAAUUGGUGGCAGACAAUUUGAUAGUGGCCAACAAACUAGACGAUGGCGUUCAAAUACUCUGUCUCAUUGAUAAGACAUUAGAGGCAUGCAAGUAUCUUCAAGCAGCCAAUCGGUGGGAAGAAGCUGCCAAACUGGCCAAAACAUCGCUCGGCGAAUCCGAGUGUAUGGUUGUAUUGAGAGCAUGGGCAGUUCAUCUUGUUCAACGUAGUCAACAGUACCAACAAAUCCAACAAAACCAUUUUAAUGCCAACCAUCGAAACCACCACCACCACGCCUACGAACAAGAAUUAAAUUACUAUCAAAAUCAUUAUGUCGAUGAUGCUAUUGCCAUUUUAUUAUCGAUUGGUGAUUACUAUGCAGUACUUCAAUUACUCUAUGAACAACAACAAUAUGGUCUAGCUUCUCACCUCAUAGAUAUUUGUUUAGAAAAUAAUAUCUUUCAACAAGACCAUCAACAACAGGUCAACAACAGUGAUAAUAAUAAUAAUAAUAAUAAUCAAAGAAAUAUAUCACUAUCUUCACUUUCUUCAUUGUCAGAUUCAACUUCAUCUCUUUAUUUACCAAUUACAAAUAGUCAUUCAGUAACAAAUGAUCUUCCACUCAAACAAUUAAUGGUGAUUAUUUACAAGGAAUAUGGAAAUUUCCUACACCAAAUUCACAAUAGUGUAGCUGCUGAAUUAUAUUGGGAAAAAACUGGAAGAAAGAUGAAACAUUAA
Messenger RNA from Cavenderia fasciculata, 1821 nucleotides. RefSeq lists its product as uncharacterized. The transcript has a single exon. The record is from RefSeq and is a predicted model, not a curated record. The coding region runs from base 1 to 1821 and encodes 606 amino acids. NCBI's taxonomy places the organism in Eukaryota, Evosea, Eumycetozoa, Acytosteliales, Cavenderiaceae. Gene Ontology annotation, cellular component: cytoplasm.